AUGACUAAAGAAUAUCAGAACGUACAGUACUACUACUGUAUAGACACGUUCUAUAUACCUACGCAUUCACUGCAAUCUGCAAUAAUAGUCAUAAUUCAUAAAUUAUUAUAUAAUUUAGAUUUAAAAUUUAUUCAUAAACAUUGUACACGAGUUCUAGUAAAUAUGAUUAGUAAUUCAAUUUCCAAAUCUUUAGACGUUUUAGACAGAUCAUCUUCAACAACUGUUGGGAAUUAUUCUUUAAAUGACCCGAGCGAAGGUACCGAGUUAAAUAAACAGACAAAAUUCAUCAAUACAUUAGAUGUUGCACAUCUAAAAGAUUUAAAAAUGUAUUUUUUUUAUUACGACGACAAAGAACAUCCAUUAAAUAAGGACGAAUUUUUAGCAGCAAUAUGUUCAGUAAUUGGUAAUAAUUUAUAUGUAAAGGAGGCUGAUGAUUUUUUCGAACAAGUGUGUGUUGAAGAUUUUAAUACAAAAGAAGAUGUUAUACACUGGAAACAACUUUUGAAUGAAAUUCGAUAUAGUACAUAUUUUUUUCGAGAUGUCUGGGACGCAUUACCUUUUGACCAAAAUAGCAUAACUAUGCAUUUAAUGUCACAUUGUAAACAUGAGUCCAUAGUCAAAGUGAUUAGCAUAGAAACAGAAGAAUUCUUUUGUUACACUGUUUUUUCUCGACUAGGCCAAGUGGGCAUCUACGACGGUCAUUUAAACUUACUAAGGGAAUAUGUAAUACAAUUGUCUCAAUGCCCCGAUGAUUUAGUACGAGCAACUCGUCGACGGCGUAAUAUUUGGAUUAAUGACGCAAUAUACUUACCAGAUGCACAGUUUAUAACAAUUGCUGCAUCAGACGGCUCUAUCCAUUUUGUGGACACCGUUUGUUUAGUUCAUGUGCCAACUUUUUGUAUUACUGGUUUAAAAACAACGCCGACUUGUUUAGAAUACUGUCCUGGUAGUUCUUCACUUUUAUUUAUUGGUGAUGAUAAUGGCAGUAUUGCUCGAAUGGAAUUUCUUCAACCAAAACGAUCGUUAUUUAAACGAGAUCCAACAAAUAAAGUCGAUACAUACUUGUGGAAAGAUUUAGAAUAUCAACAACAAUGGGUUAAAAUAUACACAUGUGGAAUUCCAAUUCAUCCAGAUAGUAUUAAACAUAUUAUUUAUUGUCAAUCUGAUGAAGCUACAAUAAGUUGUUGUCAAGACCACAAACAAUCUCUAGUCAUCAAACAUAUAAGAGAUGAAUGGAAUCCAUAUGUAUUUCACAUUCGACAUGGUGUUCGAUGUUUUCAUUACAAUUCAACACUAAAAUUAUUAGUGACUGGAUGUUCACAUAAAGUUUAUAUUUGGAAUCCGGUAGUAACAAAAAUGUAUCUUGCUAAAUUAGAAGGGCAUAAAAAUUCAGUUGUAGAUGUUAGAAUUUUUGAACAUUUCAAUCUUGUGAUAAGCAUUUCAAAGGACGAAGUACUCAAAGUAUGGAGUUUAAAUACCUAUGCCUGUUUACAAACAAUACAAUUUGAUUUUCCAGUCUAUAAUGUACUUGGAAAAUCUGUUGAAUUUAGUAUUCGAACAUUUUAUCCAGGACCAAUCAUUAAGCAACCACCAGAAGAACAAGCGUCAUUAAAAUCCAUUGAUGCAAGUAAUAUAACUAGUGCACAAACAAGUGUUUAUAUGCCAAAGGAAAACUGGGAAUCUGAGGUAUUGAUAAUUGUUUGCUCUAACUAUUUAUCAACAAUAAAACAAAAUUUAAAGGAUUAUUCCCAAAAUCAUUCUCCCCUUCCUCCGCCAAUAGAAGAUAAAAAACCAGCGCUUCCAUCAGAAUGGAGUUUUAGCGAAACCGAUCAGAUUAUCAUCGACGAAAUUGAUAGUACAUUUAUAGAACCACCAAAAAUAGAUAAUAGCAAAAUAAAAAAUUUGCUAAUUAAUUCAAGACCUCCAUUAGACCAUGAAGCUUUUAACCUGGAUACACAUAAAAAACCGAUACAUACUAAAAUGAAGAAGCAUGUAGAUGAAAUGGUGAAAAAUGGAACACCUUAUUUAGCAAUGCAUUUAUGUCCCGUAUACAAAUUAGAACUAUCUAAAAAUUUAGUGUUGAGCGAUGCUACAAAAUCUAGGUUCCCGUUUUUAGACAAAAUGGAUGAUAUAUUUUGUGAUGGGAUUGCAUAUGACGAAAAAGUUAAGUCACCCACGAAAGAACAAAAUAAAAAAAAACAGAUUAACAUAAAACAUUUGAUGGAAAUUAUAAGUACAAUAAAAUUAGAUGAAGAUGAUGAUAUUGAAAAAACUAUAAACGAAUUUAUUUAAUAAUGUUUAUUCCUCACCAUAAAAAUAAUUUAAACCAUUAUAUAAUUGUAAAAUCUAAACAUUUUUUUAAAUGCUAUAAAAAUGUUAACAUUUUUAUAAAAACUUUUAUGAUUUAUUAAUGAAUAUUAGUAUCUUACUAUGUACAAUAUGAUUUUUUCGAUUACCGGUAAU
This is a messenger RNA of Aphis gossypii (cotton aphid), 2463 nucleotides long. RefSeq lists its product as uncharacterized. The transcript has 10 exons. The record is from RefSeq and is a predicted model, not a curated record. Gene Ontology annotation, molecular function: protein binding. NCBI's taxonomy places the organism in Eukaryota, Metazoa, Arthropoda, Insecta, Hemiptera, Aphididae. Bases 1 to 2292 code for a protein of 763 amino acids.